GCAGAGGGUGCGUCGAUUAUCCGGUUACGUUUUGUUUACGUUUUCGCGGCAACUGCGGCUUGCGCCAGGAUGAGUGGUUUUCGUUUCUUGUUCGACUGAAAGUUCCGCGAGCCCAGCAAAAUGUUGUGUUUACUGAUACUGUUGUUAGUCGGUGGUUGUUCCUCCUAUCAGCACGAGACGAUUGAAACCGAAGACGAGAUUCCCCCGCACGGGAAAUGCCAGCCGAUAAGCAUACCUUUUUGUACAGGUAUAGCCUACAAUGAGACGAUCAUGCCGAAUAUGCUCGGUCAUCAGACGCUCGAGGAGGCCGGCAUGGAGAUCCACCAGUACUUUCCGUUGGUUAAAAUAAACUGCAGCCCCGAGUUGCAGUUUUUCUUGUGUUCGGUGUUCGUGCCGGUCUGUACUAUUCUGGAUCACGCGUUGCCGCCUUGCAAACCGCUGUGUAUUUCUGCCAGGAACGGUUGCGAGGGCAUUAUGCAGAGGUUCGGAUUCCAGUGGCCCGAUUACAUCAAUUGCGAUAACUUCCCUGAACCCGAUCAACUUUGCGUUGGUCAAAAUAAGUUGACUGUAACUCCGACGCCCAACAACGAUGAUGUCUCUAAGUAUCCGGUAACAAAGAAAUGGUCGCCGUACCAAGGGAAAAAUUACGGAUUCGCUUGCCCGGAGCAAUUCAAAGUGCCUGAAGUGUUGGAAUACACUUUCAAGGUGGCCGAUAAAGUGGAGAAGAAUUGUGGCGCGCCGUGCCACUUGAUGUUCUUCGAGAAGAAACGAAACUUCUCCAGAAUCUGGAUAGGCACAUGGGCGGUAUUGUGCGCAGUAAGCUGCUUGUUUACUGUAUGCACUUUCCUAAUUGACACCGACCGGUUUCGCUACCCCGAAAGACCGAUCAUCUUUCUAUCGGUUUGCUACAUGAUGGUCGCCAUAGCGUACGUUAUAGGCUUCCUCGCGGGUGAUACGAUAGCCUGUCGAGAGCCUUUUCCCAGCAAACGCGGAAUCGUAACCGAAAGCCUAAUCACGCAAGGGACGAAGUACGAAUUGUGUACCAUCCUUUUUAUGGUGCUCUAUUUCUUCAGCAUGGCUUCCAGCAUAUGGUGGGUGGUAUUGACCCUUACGUGGUUUUUGGCCGCCGGACUUAAAUGGGGCCAUGAAGCUAUCGAAGCCAAUUCACAGUAUUUCCAUCUGGCUGCGUGGGCAAUACCUGCUAUCAAGACGAUUAGCAUACUAGCGACAGGAAAAGUUGAUGGAGACAUCCUAAGCGGCGUCUGUUACGUCGGCAUCUGGAACGCCGACGCCAUGAGGAUGUUCGUUCUGAUCCCCCUCGUCGUUUAUCUGGUUAUCGGCACGAUCUUCCUGUCUUCCGGUUUCGUAUCGCUCUUUCGGAUCCGCACUGUUAUGAAACACGAUGGCACGAAGACCGACAAACUGGAGAAACUCAUGAUCAGGAUAGGAGUUUUCUCGGUGCUGUACACAUUGCCAGCUCUAAUCGUCAUAUCAUGCCUCAUCUACGAGCACACGUACUUCGACGAUUGGAUGUUAACGUGGAAUCAAGAUAUGUGCGAGGUAAAGAAGUACGCCAUACCGUGCCCGAAGAACCUGAAGGAGCGGGCCCAGCCGAGUUUUGAGGUGUUUAUGAUAAAAUACCUGAUGACGAUGAUCGUGGGGAUCACUUCCAGCGUGUGGAUUUGGUCGGGGAAGACGGUGCACAGUUGGAAGGUUUUCCUGAAUAAGAUGCGGGGGCGGCAAGUGGAGGCGUAUGUGUGAAAGUAAAGCGUUACCGGAAUGAUUGUGGACUUGUGUGUAAAUUUGAGGAUAGGAUUCAUGCGUGAAGUAUAGAAAGUGGACGACCUCCGCGUUAAGUUUUAUUAUCGCAUUUUGCUUUGCUCUAAUGAAGAUGCAAAGUAUCUGGAAAAAUGCAACUCAGAAACAUCCUUUCAAUAAUAUUCAUUCGCAAAUAUUACUAAAUCGAUUAUUGUUUUUUAUAAAAUAUUUCUUUUAUGCGGAGGUUAACUGCGUUCAAUUUUUUUACAAUCUUUUUCCGUCCAAAGAAUAAUUUUACAGGAUUAAUUCAUUUGACGUUUACGAAUAACGUGUCGUUUAAUUAAGCUUCAUUACUUGUUUUUAUUAUGUUUACUUAAUGAAUCUAUCGUCAAAAGCAUAAACUUGCUGUAAAAUUUGUACAUUAAAAAAUUAGUAACUAAGAAGGUGACUGCAGUGGAACUGUAAGUAAAGAUUGUUGCGUGAGACAUUUUACUUAAAAAUCUUAAAUCGGGGAUUUACUGACAGCACGGAACAAACCUAAUGUUUUAUAUUUUGUGAGAUGCACUGUUUUUUAUGCUUCUCACGAUGAAAUAUUCAGAUUAUCAUUUUUUAAAUGAACAACAAACUAAAUGUUACCAAAAAAUAGAUUUGAGUGCCAUGUAUGAUAGAAAUGGUAAAACACUGUUUUGUUCUGUGCUAAGGAAUUAUUUUCCUACGAUCAUACGUAAGUGCUGCCGUCUUUAAUCAAAAUAUACAGCGUAAUUAAUGAAUAAUAAUUUAUGUUUUUUUUAUAAAAUGGAAGUAUUAUUGCAGUUGGAAAAUAUUUUAUGUUAUCGAAAUUUGAUUAGGUAAAUUUAUACAGCUUUGUAGUUCAAAAGUUGUAUUGUUUUAUAAAAUUUUACUCAUCUGUGUUUAUUCUAAUCUGCCAGUAUUGGAAAAUAAAUAAUAAGUAGUAUUAAAUUAACAUGUAUAUAAAAUAUUUUCCUAACUCAUAUGUGUUUAGCAGAUUAAACUUUAAAGUGUUUUCUACCUCUGUAUAUUCUAAAUAAUACGAUGCUUGCGAUAUAUUGUGAACUUCUGGCAAAUACAUAUAUUUUUAAAUACAAUAAACGACAAAGGGUGAAGACUGAUAGGACAAAUAAUGCUCAUAAAUCAGUAGUCAAUUAAUUAAUAUUUAAUACAAAAUAGUAAUGGUAGAAAUAUUUUUUGAAUACCAUAAAAGCUCCUUUCAUAAUGAAAACGUGUUGUGAAUUUACUCAAUAAAUACUAUCUAUUUAAACAAUUACACCGGCGCACACCCUUAUCAAACAAAUAAAAAUUAAGAGUAAAAAUAUAUGUGCCUUUUAUUAAUUUAAAAAGCUUCAAAUGCAAUAAAGCUUUCUUGUAUCAUUUUGUCAAUUACGUUCGCUUCCAAAGAAUUGCACAAAAAACGAAAAUUAUUUUUUUAAUACCAAAUAUUGGUACAAACUGGCAAUGUAUAUUAUGUACAGUGUAAAUAAUACUCAUUAAUUUUAAGUUAUCUGACUGAUUUUACUUAAGUAUUGAUUGGUGUAAAAUUUUAAAUAGUUGUAAUUUCUGGACAAAUG
Phyllotreta striolata is the source of this 3344-nucleotide messenger RNA. The record is from the annotation of a GenBank genome assembly. Lineage: Eukaryota; Metazoa; Arthropoda; Insecta; Coleoptera; Chrysomelidae.